AUGUCAGCACUCCGGGCGGAUGUUGCUAACCGCCAUGGAAUAAUUGCAGAUAAGAAGCAGAUAUGGGUCACAGACGUUUUCGGAAGCUCCCAACCGCAGCCGACAGCUAAAGUUAAAUGCUGGCUGCCAGGGGAUUCGUCCCCUGUUGAGGUUACCAUGAUACUAGGUCCUCUACCCACCAAUAUUCUAGGACUCGACCUCUUAAAGGGCCGGUCAUGGGUAGACUCUAAGGGAAGAGAAUGGAAAUUUGGGUGUCCCGCAAUCUCUGUGAGGCUUUUGCAGUCUGCACCAACUCUCCCCUCUUCAAAGAUAGUUAAUGUCAAACCUUAUGCUUUGCCUUUGGGAGCAAGGGAAGGGAUCACUUCAGUGAUAACUGAGUCACGGGAACAGGGGAUAGUUAUUCCUACGCACUCACCCUAUAAUUCCCCAGUAUGGCCGGUCCGCAAGCCAAAUGGGAAGUGGCGACCGACAAUUGACUAUCGACGCUUGAACGCCAAUACUGGCCCAUUAACAGCUGCAGUCCCCAAUAUAGCAGAAUUAAUUGCAACCAUACAAGAACAGGGUCACCAGAUUUUAGCAACCAUUGAUGUGAAAGACAUGUUCUUUAUGGUUCCCUUGCAAGAAGCAGAUAGGGACCGCUUCGCCUUUACCUGGGAAGGUGUACAAUAUACAUUUACACGGCUUCCCCAAGGCUAUUGCCACUCACCAACCAUUGCUCACUAUGCAUUAGCCCAGGAACUAAAUCAGAUCACUCCUAAAGACGGAGUAAAAGUAUAUCAGUAUAUUGAUGAUGUGCUAAUUGGAGGACCAGAUACCACUGUGGUGGGGCAAACCCAGAGAGGAAUCAUUAGUCACUUAGAGAAUUUAGGGCUCCAAAUUCCUGCCGAAAAGGUGCAACUCCCAUCACCUGAAGUAAAAUUUUUAGGGCUCCAAAUUCCUGCCGAAAAGGUGCAACUCCCAUCACCUGAAGUAAAAAUUUUUAGGUUAUCAGAAAGCCCACGGCAGACUUAUGUUUGCACUGAUUGUACCACAGGCGCUGGCAAUCCCAUCGAAACAUGGAUCAGUUUGGAAGUUAGAACCUUAAUUCGAGAUAUGUGCACCUGUUGGGGAUAUCCUAAUUUUGGAUACCGAAACCGGGACAACCAAUGUAAUCAGAUCACCAAUAAUGUUAAUAUCUGGCUAAAAUGUGGAAUUCCCAUUAACCACUUCCCAAGACAUAAGGGAGAAUGCAAGGAGCACAGAGCCAGGCUCCUUUCAGUAGUGCCCGCUGACUGGGCCAGAGGCAAGGGGCGCAAACUGCGACACAGGGGGCUCCGUCUGAACAUCAGGAAACACUUGUCGACGGUGAGGGUGACUGAGCACUGGCACAGGUUGCCCGGGGAUGUUGUGGAGCCUGCGUCCCUGGAGAUCUUCAAAAGCCUGGACGUGGUCCGGGGCAACCAGGUAGCUCUAGUUGCUCUCUAUGACAAGCUUCAAAAACCAGAAGGCUCUGGAGUCGCCAUUCUGCAAAGAAACGGUAGCAAAAAGCAGCGUCACUCCUGGGGUGUAAAGAGUGCCAGCAGGCUCUGCGCGUCUUCCUCCGCCAGCCCGGCCCCUGCUCCGGGACCAGCUCCCGCCCUGGCUGAGGCGGCAGCUUCUCCCUCCUUCCCUUCUCCCACCCAGGCGGCAAAGGACCCCUGCGGCCCCGCAGACCAAACGCCCGGCCUCGGAGAGGGUGGUGGGCAGCUGUGGAAACCUGAGGCUCGCUGGUCCCAGGGAAAUGGGGCCUGGGGAAAGUCCUGCUGCUGGGGCAAGGUGCUGGGCACCCUCCCCGCCACCGCCUGCCUGGCGGGUACAGCCAGGUAG
This is a messenger RNA of Aquila chrysaetos chrysaetos, 1845 nucleotides long. RefSeq lists its product as uncharacterized. The transcript is spliced from 6 exons. Bases 1 to 1845 code for a protein of 614 amino acids. NCBI's taxonomy places the organism in Eukaryota, Metazoa, Chordata, Aves, Accipitriformes, Accipitridae. The record is from RefSeq and is a predicted model, not a curated record.